Trifolium pratense (red clover) is the source of this 1722-nucleotide messenger RNA. RefSeq lists its product as uncharacterized. The transcript has 15 exons. Gene Ontology annotation, molecular function: protein binding. The record is from RefSeq and is a predicted model, not a curated record. NCBI's taxonomy places the organism in Eukaryota, Viridiplantae, Streptophyta, Magnoliopsida, Fabales, Fabaceae. Bases 207 to 1430 code for a protein of 407 amino acids.
GUAAAGUAAAGUAAAGUAAACCCAUUUUAAUGACAGUGAAAACAGUUUACACCGUCUGUGCAGUUGUGUUUUUUUUUUAUUUUACACAGAUAGAUAGAUAGAGAUAGGGAGGAAAAGCUUAUCAUUGAUUGAUUCCUAUCGUCGCGGGGGUGAAUGAAUGAAUGAAUUGAAUUAUAGAGAAAGGUGGUUGAUAUCACUUGUGAUUGAUGAUGUGGACUACAAGCAGUAGCAUGAGCAUGAGCAUGAACAUGAGCAUGAGCAUGAGCAGCAUAAAUUCAAUCAGAAGCAACAACGGUUGUUUGUUUCCGUUUCGAGUAAAUUGCUCCUCCGAUGAUAAUAAUUCAGACCCAAAUCGUGGUGGUGGUGGCUUCCGAGGAGAUAAUAACAAGGCCAACAAAGCAGCUGCUAACAAGGGUGGUGGUGGUGGUGGUUCACUGUCGCAGCAGCAGCAGCAGCAAAACCAAAGGAGGAGAAGGAGUAGCAAAUCAACAUCUGUUGCACCAGACAUUGACUUUGAGGAACGCCUAAAGGCUGUUAGAAGGUCAGCACUAGAGCAAAAGAAGGCAGACCAGAAAAAACAAUUUGGACCAAUUGACUAUGAUGCACCUAUUUCUUCAGAUAACAAGACAAUUAGCUUUGGUACCAAGGUUGGAAUAGGUGUAGCUGUUGCACUCUUUGGUCUGGUUUUUGCUUUAGGAGAUUUUCUUCCAUCAGGAAGCCCCAACGAAGACAGUGCUGUUGUCAAUGAUAAAUUGUCAGAGAAGGAUAAAGCUACUCUUCAGAAUAGGCUUAAGGAAUUUGAAGCGACAUUAAGUAACUCCCCAAGAGAUCCAACUGCUCUUGAAGGAGCUGCAGUAACUUUGGCAGAACUAGGGGAAUAUGCAAGAGCUGCUUCUCUACUUGAUGAUUUGACAAAGGAAAAACCAAAUGAUGCUGAGGCUUUUCGUUUGCUUGGAGAAGUUAAGUAUGAACUCAAAGAUUAUGAAGGGAGUGUUGCUGCGUAUAAAGAUUCAGCAAAGGUAUCUGAAGAUAUCAAAUUUGAUGUUCUGCGUGGCCUUACCAAUUCAUUACUUGCUGCCAAGAAGCCAGAUGAGGCUGUUCAAUUCCUUUUGGCCUGUCGUGAGCGUCUGAGUUCAAAAGACUUCAGCAAAAAAUCUGAGAGUAGCCCAACAGAUUCACAGAAGCUGGAUCCAAUUCAAGUUGAAUUGCUUCUAGGGAAAGCCUAUUCAGACUGGGGCCAUGUCGGUGAUGCUAUAGCUGUUUACGAUCAGCUCAUAUCUACUCACCCUGAUGACUUCCGUGGAUACUUAGCUAAGGGAAUCAUCCUAAAAGAAAACAAAAACAUUGGAGAUGCAGAGAGGAUGUUCAUACAAGCAAGGUUCUUUGCACCUGAUAAAGCUAAAGCACUUGUGGACCGUUAUUCAAGAUAGUAGCUUAUGUUGACAUUGAUUAUGAUAUUGCAGAUAGUAUAAAUCCAAUACCAUAUUGCAGAUUCACGGAAAGUAUAAAUCCAAUAUUUUCCCCCAUUGUUUCAUGUAGAAGCUAAGCUAUGGGCAUUAUUAGAUAGUGUUGCAAAGUUUUGUGCUUAGCUAUUCUUUAUGUAAUCAUGCCAACGAAAAUUGGUUUAAAGGUGUUAGGUAUGCUUUGUAUAUACUUCUUCACUUACAAAAAGUAUUUUGGUCCUUUAAGUUAAGUAUGACAUAUUUUGGUCCAAUUAUUCAA